GUCAGGAGUGUCAAUUGUCAAUUAAAAAAGUUGUGGAGCGGCAAGCCGGCGAGAAGCACGUUUUCCUCAAAUAUCAAUUUCUCAAUUCGCAAUGAAUUCAAUCUUUAAAGUGGCUUUACGAGUCAAUAAUUUAAAAGGUUUUAUCAAUCCAGUAAGAUGUGGAUUACUAACCAGCAGUACGCAAAAGGUUACUACUAGGAAUUUGUGGCAUUUAAGUAAUAAAUUACAAGUCAACCCCAAAACAUACAAUGACUUUGGUUCAUGCAAUUGUGGCAACGUGAAAUAUGUUCAUACUAAAGCUGAAAAAGAACUUGUUGAAUUUCUUACUGAGGAGAUUCUUGCUGAACGCAAAGCCCAGAAAGUGAAAACCAUUCCCACAGAGAUAGACGGAUUUAAAGCAAAUUUAAACGGAGCUGAAGUUACUCUGACCAAAAAGACUGAUACAGAAACAAUUAAAAUAAGUUUUAAUGUAAAUCACUCAGUAGAUUCUGAUGCGGAACCAGAAAUUAAUGACAGUAUGGAUAAACCUGAAAUCGGAGAACUAAAGUCAAAACCAGCAUUUAGGAUUGACUUUUCACGGGCAGAUACCAACAUCAGUAUUUUGUGCUCUUUUGUUGCUCCAAAUGAACAAGAUGAUGGUUACAAUGAUUCAUUUGGUAUAGAUGAAGUUAGUAUUUAUAAUGGCGAAUGGAAUGAAAAUGUGUAUUCAGUGUCGGGAGAAGUUCUAGAUACGUAUUUAUAUGAUCUGCUUUUGAAUUAUUUGGAGGAAAAAGGAAUCAGUAAUGAAUUUGUAGAGAAGCUUUCAAAUUAUAGCACAGCUUACGAACAUUCAGCUUACAUAGGUUUAUUAGAGGGUUUAUCUAAGUUUAUUGCUGGAAAGUAAAGUAGAAUUAGUUUUUAUUAAUAGGAUAUCAAUAUGUUUUAAAAAGCUUUAUUAUAAUAUUUAAUUCUUAAGUUGUUCCAUGUUUGUUGUUAUUAUUUUUGGACAUCUCAUUCCUGUUGUAUUUUUUUUUUGUAAAAGGAAAUAAAUUUAAUUAAUUAAAAC
Molecule: messenger RNA, 1045 nt
Organism: Sitophilus oryzae (rice weevil)
Lineage: Eukaryota; Metazoa; Arthropoda; Insecta; Coleoptera; Curculionidae
Gene: P32
Product: complement component 1 Q subcomponent-binding protein, mitochondrial
Exons: 5
Coding region: 92-883 (263 amino acids)
Biological process (GO): cytosolic ribosome assembly
Cellular component (GO): mitochondrial matrix
Source: RefSeq, a predicted model, not a curated record